AUGACUGAUCCAACGGACUAUUCACACAUCUUUCUAAGUCAAUGGUUUCCCAAACUCCCCUGGACCAUUGUCGAAGAUAUUCUCCGCAGACUCCCGGCCGAACUCAUCAGCGAGACGCUUUUGCAUGUUCCGUUUCUUCGCAAGUUCAUCAUUGAACUAUUCUACACCAACGAGAUCCAUCUCAUCCUCUCUCCGGCCAGAAGACCGCAUUUGUGUGUUUCGGAUGGUCAGAAACAGGAACUCAUCGAUAUCACCACGUUUGGCGAGAUCGACGAUUUUCUAUCGCUCAAUCCAGACAUCAAUCCGGACAUAGUGAAGGUGAUAGCCAACCAGGACUUCCGCUCGUUGGAGGAAUUGUUGACGAAACAUCGCGAGCGGUUUGCCCGCUGCAAGAAUCUACAGGUCUAUGUGGAUGACUACGAGUUCACCGAGACCGACUUGGCGUUCCUCUUCUCAUUCAGGAAUCUCCUGAAGUUCCAGACGUCAAGAGUGAAACUCAGGCGAACAAAGAAAGCGUUAUCGGCGUUGAUGCUGUCGCUGGUGAAUUUGAAAGAUCUCGUCUUGUUGGGCCAUGAAGUUUCGAAUUGGUCCGAGGUCACCUUCCCUUCUAAUUUGUUGCAUCUAGAUCUCUCAUGGUAUUCGGCCUUAGACCAUGCCUCAGUCAGGCUUCCUGAAUCUUUAGAACAUUUGUAUUGGAACCAAGUGGGCUUCUAUGAUUCCACCUUCGAUUCGGUUGCAUUCCCUUGUAAUCUCAAAACCCUCAUGUUAACUUACAAUAGUCUUCACGAGCUCAAUGUAUCUCGGCUUCCACAGACCCUUGAAACCUUAGACCUUUCGGCAAACAGUCUACAGAGGUUUGUCUAUGAUGCAAGUAAUCCCAGAUGGCCGCCGAUGUUGGAAUCGAUCCUAUUGAACAACAACAUCAUCGGCGACGACACGCUCAAACAGCUCCAGCAAAUAGAGUGGCCGCGAAAUUUGCGCAACUUGCGCUUGGAUAUGAACUCCUUCACUACUCUCGAGUAUCUUGAUACGUUGCCAGAGGGCUUGACGUAUUUGGAUUUGUCGGAUACCGCCCUUCGCACAUUGGAGGUGAAGCACAACCAUGAUGAGUAUCCAUACUUCAACUUUCCCGGUUCGUUGGAUGUGCUUAAUAUACAAUGCUGUAGAGAUUUGAGGUAUGAGGCUAGAUCUUCUGCUUCGUCAUCUGUACAAUCAAGGAUCAAAUUUCCCGAAAAUCUUCGGACUCUAAACAUGACGGAGGCGAAUUGUGAAGACCUCGGCAACUUCAUAUUUCCCAAAACACUCAAGUCUCUCUCGCUAGCUGGAAAUCGCAUUAGGGAUAUCAACUCUUACAACUUGACUCUUGACGGAGUUGAAAUUGUGCAUUGGUCUCAUUUGAAAAACCUAAGGGAGCUUGAUUUGUUCUACAAUCUCAUAUCAGAUCUCAAAAACUGGCAUCCUCCAAUUAACUUAAAGGAUCUCAGCUUAAGGAAAAACGAGUUCAAGAUUCUCUCCUCUAUUGACACUCCUUUAUUCGAUUCAAAGUUCAGGGACAAGUUCAACAUUCAGGUAUUAAACUUCGACGAGAACCAAAUCCAUACGUUGGACCAGAAUCUCUGUCUUCCCAACAGCGUCAAGUGUUUUACUCUAUGGGGCAAUGCAUUGUCACAGUUCAAUUUCACCAAGGCAAUCGGUGACCAUCCGAAUCUUGAUAGGUUAGACUUGACCCUCAAUCAAAUCGAAAAGCUCUCAAUUGUGCCUUCUGAUGCUCAGUAUCUGUCUCAUUUGACUUCUUUGGAUUUGACAGGCAAUGAGCUAAUUGGCAAAUCUAUGACAAUCGAUAACUUCUACGCACUUUUGAAACAGCUAGACAUCACACCACUACAGCACAAGCGCAACCUCAAGACGAUCCAUGUGUUCAAGUAG
Molecule: messenger RNA, 1926 nt
Organism: Australozyma saopauloensis
Lineage: Eukaryota; Fungi; Ascomycota; Pichiomycetes; Serinales; Metschnikowiaceae
Exons: 1
Coding region: 1-1926 (641 amino acids)
Molecular function (GO): protein binding
Source: RefSeq, a predicted model, not a curated record